UGAAUUGAACAAAAUAUACGAAAACUCGAAAAGUCAUAUGUGUAAACCCGCGAAAUGUUUCUAAUACAUUUUUACCUAUUAUAAUAAAUAAUAAUAUAAUAAGUGUUUAUCUUUUGAUAGCCAUGAUUUUCAAAAAUUUAGAUGUAACUAAAUUAUCCAGAUUAUCCUCACAACAAGUAGACCAUGUAACUUGUAUUGAAUGUUGUAAAUAUUAUGUUAUACCUACAACAGCAACUUGUGGACACACAUUAUGCCAUUCUUGUUGGCGAGGGAGACGUACUUGUCCUUUUUGUAAAGUACAAGUUGAGAAAAAAAAUUUAAAAUUAAAUUUACCUCUACAGACUCUCAAAGAUCAUGUUCAAUUACUGGCAAAUGCAUUUGAAGAACUUUUUAACAUAAAAUUGGAUGAAUUUUCACUUGAUCCGCCAAUUGAUAAAGAAUCUGAAGAUUCCAAUAAACAUGUCAAAGAAUGGUUGGCAAGUUCUCAAAAUCAUUUUUCUGCACCAGUAACAGAUUCUCAACAGUCAAUUAUAGGUCAAUCUAUUGAACAAGUUACAAGUAAUAUAUUAAUUCAUUCAGAAAAGAAGGGAAAUCCAAAAUCUGUUGAUGUUGUUCAUGUGCCACCCUUACAAGUUGAUUGGGAUAAAAUUGAAGAAAUGCCAGAAAUAGCAAAUACUAACAAAAAUGUACAAAAUCCUGUAGGACCUAUGGACAUAGAACCAUUUGACUUUAUAGAUGAUGAUGAUGAUAAAGACUAUUCAACAGAGAAUCCUAGAAGAAGCUCAAGAAACAAAGAAAAUAAACAUAAUCAUUCAAAUAAAGCCUUCACUGAAAUAAAAUCUGACAACAAUAGUGGAAAAGGUUUAAAUUUGGAUUCUGAUAUUAAGUCUCACAAGCUUGGAAAAAAUUGGAACAAUGUUAAAAGAAUGAAAAAAGAAUUUAGUAAACUAAAUAAAAAAAAUAGAAACAAGUUAAAUGUUUCUAUUGAAAUGUGUAAGAAAACUCAAACUAUUGCUAAUAAAGCAGUUGCACCAAAUUCACAGCACAACAUCUUAUAUGAUAUUGAUGAUAACACUCCAGAAUCUAAUUUGAAUGAUAAAGAGAAUAGCAAACAUAAAAAUACUAUUGAGGAAGUGAUGGAAGAAAAUAGCACAGAAAGUAAUAAACAAAAAGAUGAAGAUAUAACAGAUAGCCAUUCUAAUAAAACCAGGCCUUCAAAUAAAGAACAGAUUUGCGUUAAUGUUAAAGACAAACCUGCAGAGACUGAACUCAUCACAAACAUAAUGUGUAAAGAUAAUGUAAAUAAUCAAACAGUAGAAUCUCAAAAAGUCUGUUUCUUUAAAAAAAGUGCCUUAAAUAAAAUGGAAACAUUAGGUGAAAAAAACAUAGAUAUUGGACCUAAUGAGAAUUCAAAUGCGAUCUCUGUUAACAAUGAUGACAUUGAAAUAACAAUUAAAAUUGGGAACACUUUAACUAAUAUAUGUAUCAAGAAAAAAGAUAAUGAUGUCCAAUUUAAAAUUAAUUCCGAACGUGAAAUUCAAACGAGUCCUGAAAAUGUAAAUGCACAUAAGAAUGUUGUUCUUAUUGGAAAUCCAAUAAUGGACAGCAAAUCACAAAACACUAAUAUUAUUGAAGGCAUGCAAAUUGAUCAUGUCCAUGAUGAUAUUAAUAAUAUUAAAUGUAAUGCAUCAAAGAUACAAAUUUUAGAAAAAUCGACAUCUACCAAGAAAAAUACGGCUUCUGCUGAUACAGCAACAGGCAAUUUUGAAAUAACAGAAAGUGUAGAGAGAGAAUUAACAGAUAUCUUGGACAAUGCACAAUGUCUUAAUGACCAAAAUAAAAAUUCAAGCAGCAAUUCAGCAUCUGUUAAUAAUGGCCAAACAAAAAUUCAUCAACCAACAACAACACCCAAAGUGCUUCAAGGUAUUCCUGAAGAUAUGGAAUAUUUGAAUGAUUUGGAUAUAUUUGAUGGGGAAUCUGUUAAAGAAGGCAAGGUUCAGUCACUAAAAGCUUCUAAGAACACUCCGUCCGCAAUAUUGAUGCCUACAGUAAAAAGUAAUAUAAUGAAGUCCCUAAAAGAUAAGAGAGAAAGAGAAUUACCUUGUUCAGAUGAUAUUCCUAGCAAGAAAAAAAUUAAAUUAACACAUGAAAGUACAAAUAUUGAUGACAAACCAAUGGAUACAGUAACUUGUGAUCAAAAUAAAACUUUAGAUCAAGAUAGUGAAAAUAUUAAUUAUGAUGCAAUAAUGAGCCAGGUAUUUGCUAACAUUGAUGCAGACAUGGGUCACAUCUCUAAGACUACUUUGCCUAAACAGGCUACUCAGAACUCUAAUAGUAAUAAAAGUAAAAUAGCACAAACUGGAGAUAUUUUACAUAGAACACAAGACAAAAAUGACAAUAAACACAACAAUAAAGACAUCACUAAAGAAUAUGCAAAUCAAAAAUAUAGUGAAAAUGUAUUUUCAAUGAUUGAAAAGGAUAUUUCAGAUUCAGAAUUAUUGGUUUCGUCUAAAACUAUGACAUCAACACAAAUUCACAAUGAAAGAGAAGAUUCUGUAAAAGCAGUUAUUGUGGAUAAUAUUAAAUCCUUUUCUCAAGAGUCUGAUAUAGAAGUUGUAGAACUCAGUACACCAUUACAUGAUGAUGAUUCUGACAAGAGCAUUGUUGAAGAAACACCUCAGAAGAGUACAUCUUUAUUAAAAAAUAAAAGUAAAAACGAAAUAACACUUGUCAGUAAUACUCAACAAUUAUUAUUAAAAGACAAUAAGAAACCUAUGAAACAAUUACACAAAACACUCAGCAAUGUAAACAGAGAUACAGAAGAUCCUGUGAAUGUAUUAAGUUUGUCGGAUACUUUAGGUGACACAACAAAAACUAGUAAAAAUGUAACUGUUGUUGAAACAGUACAACCGAGGCCGACAAUGGAGACACCUCUAACGAUUACGAAAUUUGUUGAUCAAAUUAAACACAAAUCAACACCCAUGGCAAGAAAAUCACUAAAUUUUAACAGUCAAAAUGCUGAGGAUGACCCGGAACAAACCCUGUGUCCAAGUUCAUUUGUUGCAGCUAAAACUACUCAAGAGAAAGAAUUCAUGCAGAGAGCUUUUGAACAAACACAAAAUUCUCCAAUUCAAAGUUUGGAGACUGGGAAGAAUUUCAAAAGACCUGUCAAACUUUGUGUUGGUGGAUCUUGUUUGUCUUCCUCGGAGCAUGCAAACCUUAAACUAUUAUGCCUUCGGAGAAAUUGGACUUUCGUUGAUAAAUAUUGCAAAGAGUUGACUCAUCUUGUUGUUGGAGUCGAUGAAGAAAAUAAGUCACAAAGAUCUGUAAAGUACAUGUGUGCUCUAGCCGGAGCGAAGUGGAUCGUUUCUUAUGAAUGGGUUGAAAAAUGCCUGCAAACAAACAGUAUUGUCGAUGAAGAGCCGUUCGAGGCGCUGGACGGCACGGGCGAGCCGGGCCCGCGCCGCUCGCGGGUCGCCCGCCUGAAGCUGUUCGAAGGGAUCACGUUCUACUGCAUGCCUCCAUUCACCGUGCUCGAUGUCGAUACCUUAAAGGACAUCCUGGAGAGUGCGGGCGGGCGCGUGGCGAGCUCGCCGCGGGACGUGCGCGCCGCCGCCGGGCCCGCGCUGCUGCUCGCCGAGCCCGAGCGCACGCAGGACGACAAGUUCACGUAUCUUGCUAUGGAACUAAGUAUUGUGCCUGUGAACUAUGAGUGGGUGCUAAAUUGCUUGGGCAGUUACACUUUGGGAUCAAUAUACGAACUAUUACUGUGUCCAGCCUCCUUGAUACCGCCUGUCACUUCUAACUGGCCACCUGAAUUGAUAUCUCGUGAUUAUGAAUAAAUAUAAUUUCGUUUUAUAA
This is a messenger RNA of Vanessa tameamea, 3861 nucleotides long. Its product is annotated as breast cancer type 1 susceptibility protein homolog. Gene Ontology annotation, cellular component: plasma membrane; BRCA1-A complex; BRCA1-BARD1 complex. Gene Ontology annotation, molecular function: ubiquitin-protein transferase activity. The transcript is spliced from 9 exons. NCBI's taxonomy places the organism in Eukaryota, Metazoa, Arthropoda, Insecta, Lepidoptera, Nymphalidae. The record is from RefSeq and is a predicted model, not a curated record. Gene Ontology annotation, biological process: negative regulation of fatty acid biosynthetic process; double-strand break repair via homologous recombination; positive regulation of transcription by RNA polymerase II. Bases 123 to 3842 code for a protein of 1239 amino acids.